AGUGCCAAACGUAGUCGCUCUUUACUGUAUUUUUUGCCUGUCAUUACCAAGCCAAGAACGUCUCACCCGGAUGUUACGUUAUGAUUAUGGGUUAGUCAUUUCCGAUGGAUGAGUUCCGGAGUCUCAUGGAAGCGUUCGCUCAUAUAUUUUCGUAAAAGCUCAAAAUCAUUCUCCUGCACACCUCCUGCCCCAUCAGACAUAACUCAAUGUCCACUUGCAAAUCAUCUGGGCAGGAGGGUGGUGUUUGCAGUAACAGAGGUGAAGCAGAUGAUCUGGAGCUAACAGAGCUGGGACCACUAUUGGAAAUACAGCAAGAGAGAAUGAGACGGUCAUCCAUAUGUGAAGAUGACAGCCAUUCAGGAAAAGUGUCCCAGGAGGAGGAGGAGGAGGAAGUUAGGGUUUUGACUUUGCCUCUUCAAGCACACCAUGCCAUGGAGAAAAUGGAAGAGUUUGUGUAUAAGGUAUGGGAAGGACGAUGGAGAGUAAUUCCAUAUGAUGUGCUUCCUGAUUGGCUAAAGGAUAAUGAUUAUCUUCUGCAUGGACACCGCCCACCAAUGCCAUCAUUUAAAGCCUGCUUCAGAAGUAUUUUUCGAAUACACACUGAGACUGGAAACAUAUGGACUCACUUGCUAGGUUUUGUGCUGUUCCUCUUCCUGGGAGUUCUAACCAUGCUGAGACCCAACAUGUACUUCAUGGCUCCUCUACAGGAGAAGGUUGUAUUUGGCAUGUUCUUUCUUGGCGCUGUCCUAUGUCUCAGCUUUUCCUGGCUUUUCCACACUGUGUAUUGUCACUCAGAGAAAGUAUCCCGUACUUUUUCAAAACUGGAUUACUCAGGGAUUGCUCUGCUGAUCAUGGGAAGCUUUGUGCCCUGGCUUUAUUAUUCUUUUUACUGCUCCCCACAACCACGCCUCAUCUAUCUGUCCAUAGUCUGUGUUCUGGGCAUCACUGCCAUUGUUGUAGCACAAUGGGACCGUUUUGCCACACCAAAGCACAGACCAACACGUGCAGGUGUUUUCUUGGGACUUGGCUUGAGUGGUAUUGUUCCUACCCUUCAUUUCACAAUUGCAGAGGGCUUUGUAAAGGCAACUACAGUGGGUCAGAUGGGCUGGUUCUUUCUUAUGGCCAUGAUGUAUAUAACAGGAGCUGGACUGUAUGCAGCACGUAUACCUGAACGAUUCUUUCCUGGAAAGUUUGAUAUCUGGUUCCAGUCUCACCAAAUCUUCCAUGUUUUGGUUGUGGCCGCAGCUUUUAUCCAUUUCUAUGGAGUCUCAAAUCUUCAAGAAUUCCGUUAUGGCCUAGAAGGUGGUUGUACUGAUGAUUCCCUCCUGUGAAAAUACUCAAGAUCCUGGUCUUACUACUCCCAUUUGGUUACUUACAAGGCAUUGCUUUAAAGGUGGACAAGCCUGAAAUACAACCAGUGUAACUGAACAGUGUGCCGUGCUGACCUCAUAGUGAUGGUCACUAUUACCUAUUUUUGAUAAAACAACUAUCAGAAAUAUUGAAGAUAUAAGAGUUGAUAUAUUUUUGAGAAUUACUGAAACACCCUCUUCAGAACCAUGACAUGUAUUCUUGCUCUAUAUCAACUUCUCUACUAGACAGUCCUGCACAAUAGUGUUUAACAUCAACACUUGGGUUAUACCAGGAUACUUAAACUAAUAUAAAAUAUCCAAUGUAACAGGGUUGAGUACCAGUCAUGCUACAUAGAUGUAUGUGCACAGCAACAUCAUAUUAAUAAGUCUAGAUUUUUCUCACAUUAUAUCUUUCUGGUAAGUAAAUAUCACUUUAGUUUUUGUUUUUUAUUCAUAUUACUGUGGUCAGGGAAAAUUAGCUUUAGGGUAUGAUUUUGAAAGUGGAUAACACUUUUUGGAUACCUCAAUUAAAGUGUACAUACACAAA
Pelobates fuscus (common spadefoot toad) is the source of this 1896-nucleotide messenger RNA. It is a transcript of the gene ADIPOR1, whose product is annotated as adiponectin receptor 1. Gene Ontology annotation, cellular component: plasma membrane. The coding region runs from base 207 to 1331 and encodes 374 amino acids. The transcript is spliced from 8 exons. The record is from RefSeq and is a predicted model, not a curated record. Gene Ontology annotation, biological process: adiponectin-activated signaling pathway. Lineage: Eukaryota; Metazoa; Chordata; Amphibia; Anura; Pelobatidae. Gene Ontology annotation, molecular function: signaling receptor activity.